AUUCGGUCCAGCAUUCUUUCAUUUCCACAUGUCUGUAUAUAUUCACGGCUGAUAAUGUGUAUAAGUAUGCCCAUGGUCCCUCUGAACUGAAUCCAGACACCGGAUCGACCGACAAGAGGAGAUGGAGAUUGAGAGCUUGCCCGGAUCUCAGCUCAAGCCUGUCGAUCGGGAAGGCCAGGACAAGGCAGGCAGAAAGAAAGGAGGAUGGAUCACCCUCCCCUUCAUUGCAGGGAGCAUUCUGGGGCUUGGGUUGGCCAUCAACGGGACGACGAGCAACCUUUUGGUGUACCUGAUCAAGGAGUACAACGUGGAGGGCAUCGACGCGGCGCAGAUCACCAACAUCGUCCGCGGCUCGCUCAACCUGGUGCCCGUCGCCGGCGCCGUCGUCUCCGACUCCUACUUCGGCUGCUUCCCCGUCAUCCUUGCCGGCACCGCCGUCAACGUCCUGUCCUUCGUGCUGUUCACGCUCUCCGCGGCGCUGCCGUCCCUCCGGCCACCACACUGCGCCGCACCGUCUGCGGCGUGCCAGCAUGGGACCCCUGGGCAGCUCGCCGUUCUCUACGCUGCGAUGUGCCUACUCGCCAUCGGCACCGGCGGGACGCGGUUCAACGUGGCGACCAUGGGCGCGGAUCAGUUCGGCAGCGCGCGCGACCAGGACACCUUCUUCAACUGGUACUUCGUCUUCCUCUACGCGUCCUUCAUCGUCGGUGAAACGGCCAUCGUCUACCUCCAGGACGGCGUCUCCUGGGUCCUGGGCUUCGGCGUCUGCCUCGCGACGACCGUGGCGAGCCUGGUCAUGGUUCUGCUUGGUGCGCGGUAUUACCGAAUGCCGGCAGCGAAGGGCAGCCCCUACACCGAGCUUGCGCGCGUCGUCGUGGCCGCUGUGCGCAAGGCUCGCGUCAACGUCGACGCGUUUGGACUGGUGCAAUAUUAUGUUGGGGAUGGCGCCGUCGCCGACUCAAACAGCGAUGGUGCUCCAAGCAAAAGGCUAAGAUUUCUCAACCGUGCCGCCAUGAUCACGGCAAGCGACAGCUCGACGGACAGAUCAGGUGGCCGUCGCUCUAGCGGCUGGCGGUUGUGCACGGUGCAGCAAGUCGAGGACCUCAAGUCCCUCCUCGUUGUCCUGCCGCUGUGGUCGUCCGGCAUACUCGUCAGCGUGUCGAUCGGCGUGAUGAUCGGGAUGGUCAUCCUGCAAGCUCUCGCCAUGGACCGUUCCCUUGGUCCACGGUUCAAGAUCCCAGCGGGGUCCAUCACUGUCUCCUCGCUAGCCGCAUUCAUCGCCGUCACACCGGUCCUCGAGCGCGCCGUAUUCCCGCUCUGGCAAAGAGUCACGGGCGCGCUCCCAACGCCGCUGCAUCGCGUCGGGCUGGGCCACGUCGUGAACGUCGCAGGCAUGGUGGCCGCCGCGCUGGUCGAGCGCCGGCGGCUGAGCGUGGUGCGCGCGCACCACGGCGCCGACGAGGCGCUCGCGUGGGUGACGCCCAUGUCCGUGUUGUGGCUGCUCAUCCCACUGGGGGUCGUGGGCAUCGGGGAGGCCCUGCACUUCCCGGGCAACAUGGCGUUCUACUACCAGGAGUUCCCCAAGACGCUGCGCAGCACGGCGACGGCCAUGGCGCCGCUGCUCAUCGCGCUCGGGUUCUACCUCAGCACGGUGUUCGUCGACGUGGUAAGGCUGGUCACAGCGUGGCUGCCAGGGAACAUAAACCAGGGGAGGCUGGACAACGUGUACUGGGCCGUGGCCAUUGCGGCGACGAUCAAUUUCGUGUAUUUCCUGGUCUGUGUCGGCAUGUACAAGAGUCGGAACUGAUGGACGACGGCGACGACGAAGGAAAGGAGGUUCGAAGAAUUGAUACGGAGUUGUACUGUGCAGUGUGCACUAGUUUGAUACUAUGCUACUGUACAACGAACAUUUUGAAGAAUAAACUCUAGUUCUUCUGUGCUUGUGACGAA
Messenger RNA from Phragmites australis (common reed), 1950 nucleotides. Its product is annotated as protein NRT1/ PTR FAMILY 2.3-like. Gene Ontology annotation, biological process: transmembrane transport. The record is from RefSeq and is a predicted model, not a curated record. The coding region runs from base 122 to 1807 and encodes 561 amino acids. The transcript has 4 exons. Gene Ontology annotation, cellular component: plasma membrane. Gene Ontology annotation, molecular function: transmembrane transporter activity. NCBI's taxonomy places the organism in Eukaryota, Viridiplantae, Streptophyta, Magnoliopsida, Poales, Poaceae.